AUGGAGCUGCGCCUAUCGCCAGCACCGCCUCGAUCGGCCGGCGGACUGGACCGCAUCAGCACCCUCUCCAGUGGUGGUGAACGAUCAGGCCGCAGCGCACGCGCCCGUUCCUCCCAGCUAGUGGCCAGCAUCUUCGAGCCCGUGUUCACCUCCAAGUCUGACUCGCUGUCCCUGCUGCGGCCCGGAAGUCUCUUCGGCUCGCCGGUGCCGUCGCCGCGAUCUAGCGGUCCAGGCGGCGUGGACCGCAUCAGCGACCUCCCUGACGACCUGCUCCUCCUGGUCCUCGACCGCCUCAGCUGCGUCCGCACCGCCGCCCGCGCCAGUGUCCUAUCCCGCCGUUGGCGUGGCCUCUGGACCCGCCUCCCCACGCUCGUCUUCCACAACAUCCCCUUCCCCUCCGUCGAACCGGUGCUCGCCGGCGUGGUCUCCUCUGACUCCACCUCCACGGUGUCCCGUCUUGUUAUCUGCCCCCCGAAUCGACCCUUCUCGGUCCGCGCGGGGGAGCCCCGCGUCAGCCUCGCCUCUCUGCUGCGCACCGCGGCGCGGCUCUCGCCGGAGCAGCUCAUUCUCGCCAUCCCAUCGGGCGAGGAUUUCUUUAAAAGUGUCGAGCUGCCGUGCUUCGAGCGCGCCACCUCCAUCUCGCUCUACUCCUCCGUCGCCGUCUGGCCGCCGGCUACCGGUGAAUUAUUCCCCGCGCUCACAACGCUGGUGCUCUCAGGCUGCGCCUCUGCGGCCUACUCCGCCCUCGAGGACCUGGUCCUCCGUUGCCCACGCCUGCGCGUGCUCAGGUACACCCUACCCGGCGGCUUCCUACUGGAUAUCACGGUGCGUUCGUUGUCGCUGCGAGAGCUCGUCAUUGAGGACACCGAUCGUUGGACAUGGAUACGCAAGAUAAACUUAGCAGCACCCAUGCUCGAGCGACUAAUCAUGUCCUCCCACGUCGCGGGCCCCACCAGCGUCUCUGUCUUGGCGCCGAUGGCAAGCAAUAUUUUGUGGCGCUGCCAUUACAACGGCGGGUUCAAGGAGCUCCCUGACUGGACACUCGAGACGGUGAGCUUGCUGUCAAUAACGACGAGGGCGGCGGUGGCAGACGGACCACAACUUCCGGUGCUGCGCAUUGGUGCAAUCAAGGACAAAGAGAAAUGUCAAGAAUAUUGUGGCUGCGAGCCAGCCCAUUGGAGAAGCCAAAUUGUUUCCUUGACGAAGCUUGAACAAGUGGAAAUCGAUGGUUUCCAAGGAGACAAGCGUGAGUUUGACUUCCUGGAACAUAUAUUGAGAUGUGCACCAAUGCUUAUCAAUGUGAUUCUCAAGCACUCGGGCGAGGGCGUGCCAAGUGAAGCACAAAUUCACGAGCUCUCCUUAGCGCAUCCUUCCAUGGAAUGGCACUAUGUUAUAUCUUCUGCUUCUGUAUCUAUGGCUGCAUAG
Molecule: messenger RNA, 1425 nt
Organism: Aegilops tauschii subsp. strangulata
Lineage: Eukaryota; Viridiplantae; Streptophyta; Magnoliopsida; Poales; Poaceae
Product: F-box/LRR-repeat protein At1g52650-like
Molecular function (GO): protein binding
Source: RefSeq, a predicted model, not a curated record